This is a messenger RNA of Vigna angularis (adzuki bean), 1020 nucleotides long. RefSeq names its product transcription initiation factor TFIID subunit 15. Gene Ontology annotation, molecular function: mRNA binding. NCBI's taxonomy places the organism in Eukaryota, Viridiplantae, Streptophyta, Magnoliopsida, Fabales, Fabaceae. The transcript has 4 exons. The coding region runs from base 149 to 619 and encodes 156 amino acids. Gene Ontology annotation, cellular component: cytoplasm. The record is from RefSeq and is a predicted model, not a curated record.
CUUCGAUCUGCUCGAUUUUCGAGGCCCUAAUUGGCAGUAUAUAUACCACCUCAGCCUCUGCACUCAUCUGCACCACAACACACUUCAACAAUAUCUCUCUCCUUAUUUAACUUCUCCAGCUACUUCCACUCUCAUUCUUCACAGGAAAAUGAGCAGACCGGGAGAUUGGAACUGCAGGACAUGCAACCACCUUAACUUCCAGAGAAGAGAAUCGUGCCAGCGAUGCGGGGAGCCAAGGAGUGGCGGCGACUACGGCGGAGCCUUCGGAGGCAGAGGCUCUUCCUCCUUUGGCUUCACCACUGGCCCUGAUGUUCGCCCCGGUGACUGGUACUGCACCGUCGGAAACUGUGGAGCCCACAACUUCGCCAGCCGCUCCAGCUGCUUCAAGUGCGGUGUCUCCAAGGAGGACUCCUCCACCGGAUCAUACGACGUCGACAUCACCCGAAUGAGACCCUACGGCUUCGGCGGCGGCUCCUCCACCCGGCCCGGCUGGAAAUCCGGUGACUGGAUAUGCACCAGGUCUGGAUGCAACGAGCAUAACUUCGCCAAUAGAAUGGAGUGCUACAGAUGCAAUGCACCCAGGGACUCUAACAGUGGCAGACCACCCUAUUCAUCGUAGAGUUCCUGAUCCAUGUGCUUUGCUGUCCAAGGAGAGAAUCAAGAGGCUAUCCCUAUUUCCCAGUGACAGUUACUUUUUUUUGGACUCUUGCCUCCACAUGUUACUUUCAUCAUCAUCAUCAUCUCAUGCGGAUAUUUAUUUUUGCUUUUUUUUUCUUAAUUUGAUUUUCUUCCAGCUAGGAAGGUUUAGGUGAGUUAUGAUUUUGAGGUUUUGUUGGCGCUGAGUGAUUCUGGUAUAUGACUCAGCAGCUAGCCCAUGCACUCUUUUAAGUAUCAACAAUUUAAUAUCAGUGUUAAUGUGUUUUGAGAGGGGGCUAGCUAUAUAGCUAGCUAGCUUCUAAGCCUCACUAUGAUUUGGUGCAAAGCGUUCUUUAUCUAAUUCUCAGAUAUGUGUUCAGAAAA